CGUUGCCAAGAGGAAACGGAAAUAAGACAGCACAUUUCUGCUGCAGUAAAUUAAAGUCUUAAUCGUGUAACUUUAUUUGUAUUUACCUGCAGUCUUAUUAGCAGAUAAUGUGAUACAUUUAUCGAUAUUUGGUCUCUGCAUUUUUGUGCUUUUCUUGAAUGUUGCAGGCGUGUGUGUCUUGAUAGCAAUACGGCUGUGGAUGGCCAACGCACUGAGCGCAGCGCUCAUCCCGCACAAGAAGGGAGUGACACAGACACAAUGGUGUGAGGACAGGGGGAAGCAUUGAUAACACCGCUAUAAAUCCAUGCCUUUGUUAAAGCAGCACUGAUGUGGGACUUCCGUUUACAGUGCACGCCAGUGAUAAUCUGUGCUCAAUGUUAUUUAUGUAUAUGAAAUAUUAGCAGUGUAUUGUCUUUAUUGGAUUAAGAGCUAUUCUGUUUGUCCUUACAAUGGAUUUCCCUUUCGACUUGAAUGCGCUUUUUCCCGAGAGAGUUUCGGUGCUGGAUAACAACUUGACUGUUGGUCGAAAAGCUAAUGGGAGACCGGAUCUUCAGCUUCAGAUUACCACAGUUAUAGAUGAGCUGGGUAAAGCCUCUGCUAAGGCACAACAGCUGCCUGUUCCCAUAACCAGUGCUGCAAAACUCCAGGCCAACAGACACUAUCUCUACCUCCUUAAAGACGGGGAACAAAAUGGUGGGAGGGGUGUUGUAGUUGGAUUCCUUAAGGUUGGCUGCAAGAAACUCUUUUUACUUGACCAGCGGGGGGCGCAUGUGGAGACCGAGCCUUUAUGUGUGCUGGAUUUCUAUAUCGCUAAGACUCUUCAGAGACAUGGAUAUGGGCUUGAGAUCUUUGACUUCAUGCUGAAACACAAACGGGUGGAGCCUGAUCAAUUGGCGUAUGAUCGACCUUCUCCAAAGUUAAUGUCGUUUCUAGAAAAACACUAUGAUCUGAAAAACAGUGUGCCUCAGGUGAAUAACUUUGUUGUGUUUAGUGGCUUCUUCAAGAGUAGAUCAGGCACUCCUCCCUCCCCUCUGACGGAUCAGGGGAUGUACGGAUUUUUCGGCCCAACUGAGAAAAGUUCCCCCCAAAAAGUCAGAGGGAGAGAUCAAACCGUAUUCACUAAUGGAAAGAGAAGUGGUACGGGAGGAGCAGAAGACUCUCCCCUGGCCAUUCGGACGCCCAGCGGUUCCCCCUCACUCUCCACAGUCUCGUUCCCUCAGUGUGGGAUCCUCCCCCAGCCACGCCCCUCUCCGACCCACCGUGCUCCCGGGGCUCCAGUGCCAGAACCCCUCCUCCCAGCUCAACGACAACUGCAGGGCAAAACGCACAAGUCAUCAGGGUCUGGUUGCCAGGAGCAACCUCUACAGUCGCCAUAUCAACAGCAGGGGCCUCGGGCAAUUAUUAGCGGAACGGCAGAGCACCUCCAUGCUUCCAGCUGUGGUGUGUGUUCCUCAGGGCUCUGUGAGAGAUUGUGUGACACAAAGGCACAGGCAGAUGCAGUGGAGCACAAAAACACAACACAAAGACCGUAUCUUCAAGGCCAGGUCGUCUCCCUUCCAGUCCUCACUGCCGCUAAGAAUGAUCAUCAGCAGGAACAGACCUCCAUAGACUCCUCAGAGCCACACAGUCACCAUAAGAUCACAGACAACAGUCUGGGGAGAGAUAUGGAGCAGUGGUCCAGAGCGAGAGCAGAAGACUGGAGGACGGGUGAAAGAUCUGAGAUGGAGAGAGGUAGAGAUGGAUGGUCUUGGACCGUCGGGGAAAACAGCUUUAAUGCUCAGUGGGUCCGGCAGAAACAAGAGUAUCGUAGCACACGACCGUGGUGAUGAAGAAGGAAGCUCAAGUGAUGUUGAGAGAAAGAAAUGAGAAUAAUGAAAAUGUUAUAAAAAACUGAAUGAAACACAAAAGUGAGAAAAGGCUUUUAAUGUGUGUUAAAUUAAUAAAAAUGAUAACGGCAGCAAUGUAUAACAACAUUAGACUUUCUGUUUUAUUUAUAUUUUAGCCAUUCUGUACAUGCCUGUGCUUCAAUAAUCACAGUUUUAUAACAUUAUCCUUUUUUUUAGAAACCACUCUAUGCAAUUUUUUUAUUUUUUUUUCACGGAAAACAAAAAUAAACUGAUGAAAAUGUGUUCUGUUGAGAUUCAUUUGCAACAUUGCUCUGUUACAAAUUUUAAAGGUGCCAAAGUAGGGUGACCAUAUAAGAUUGGCUGAAAUUCGGGGCAGACGUUAAUAAUAAAAGAUAAUGAAUUUCAGACUGAAACAAUCAUAUUAAUAUAAGUACAUAUGCAUAUAAAUACAUUUAUAUAAUACGUAUAAAAGUAUUUUAUACUUCAUAGAAUAAUAGUAAGAUCAUCCCAAAAUAGUUUUCUUUA
This is a messenger RNA of Paramisgurnus dabryanus, 2372 nucleotides long. It is a transcript of the gene atat1, whose product is annotated as alpha tubulin acetyltransferase 1. Gene Ontology annotation, cellular component: microtubule. The record is from RefSeq and is a predicted model, not a curated record. Gene Ontology annotation, molecular function: tubulin N-acetyltransferase activity. Lineage: Eukaryota; Metazoa; Chordata; Actinopteri; Cypriniformes; Cobitidae. Gene Ontology annotation, biological process: alpha-tubulin acetylation.